AUGAAAAGUAUUUUUCUACUAAUUAUUUUUUGUAUGAUAAAGUGUUCUCUUCUUCAAAAAAACAUUUCAAUUCCAAAAGAAGAUCGAGAUAAUUAUGAAAUAACUAAACAAACAGUAAAAAUUGUAAAUAUAAUCGAACAUGAAAUAUUGGAAAAAGAUAAUAAGAAACGGGGUAGAAAAAGAAAAUCAAACAAAAAUAGAAGAAAAUCAAGAAAUCAUUCAAGGAGAAGGUCAAAAUCAAAAGCAAAAGAACAAUCAGGAUUGUUUGAAGGUGAUAUUUUACUUAACUCAAAACAGGCAUCAGAUAUAGUUACUGAUCUUGUUAAUCAAGCAGAAAAUAAAGGAAUUGACCUUCCAGAUUCAACUGAUGAAACAAUUACUAGAAUAAAGAGAAAAAUAGAUGGUGAUGUAAAAUACAAUUGGACAUUUCCAAUAAACUAUUUUGUAGAGAAAGAAGUUAAUAGUACUGUUAUUGAUGAAGCUUUGAAAUUAAUUGAGAAACAUACAUGUAUAAGAUUUCAAAAAAAUGAAAAAAUAUUAAAUAAUGCCUCAGGACUAAGAUAUUAUUUUGGGCCUGGUUGUUUUAGUUAUGUUGGAAGAAUGUAUAAUAAUAAAAUGCAAGAUGUUAGUAUUGGACAAAAUUGUGAUACAAUUGGAACUGUUCAACAUGAAACUUUACAUGCUUUAGGAUUUGAUCAUGAACAAUGUAGAUAUGAUAGAGAUGAUUAUAUAGAUAUUUUCCUUGAAAAUGUAGAACAAGGUAGUGAAAAUAAUUUUGUAAAACUUAGUAAAGAAUUUGCAAUAACAUUAGGUACGCCAUACGACUAUGGAUCUACUAUGCAAUAUACAUAUACAUCAUUUGGUAAAGAUGAUAAAUUUACAAUGCUUCCAAAAGAGUCAUUAUAUAAUGAAACAUUGGGUCUUGAUGAAGAAGCUUCUUUUCUAGAUAUUAAAUUGUUGAAUAAAUACUAUUGUAGUAGUAUAUGUUUAAAUACAUUACAAUGUAGUAAUGGAGGUUAUCAAGAUCCUAAUGAUUGUUCUAAAUGUAAAUGUGUUGAAGGGUUUACUGGAGUACAAUGUGAUGAAUUGCCAAAAGUAACGGAAACAUGUAAAAGAGUACUUUUUAAUGUAACAAAUGAAUUACAAACAUUAACGCUACUUGGAAAAAAAAAUUGUGUUUACCACUUUCUUUCAAACGAAAAAGAAGUAAUUCUUUUCUACAUAGAUAAGGCUCGUUUUUUGCCAAGAUCUUAUCCUCAAUGCAUUCUCAUGAAUAGUCUUGAAGUGAAAUAUCUAGAUGAUAAAACUCGUACUGGUGCUAUUAUUUGUGGUGGCAAAGUUGAUUUAAAAGUGAAAUCAAAAAAUUACCAUUUAAUGUUACACUAUAGAAGCUCUGAAGAUGAUAAUGGAGCUGUAGUUUCAUUUAAGAGUGUUAAAAAUUCAAAUUUAAAUUACAAUAUAAAAAAAGUUGCAGAUUAUAAAAAAAAUUAA
This is a messenger RNA of Strongyloides ratti, 1491 nucleotides long. Its product is annotated as Astacin-like metalloendopeptidase. Bases 1 to 1491 code for a protein of 496 amino acids. Gene Ontology annotation, molecular function: metalloendopeptidase activity; zinc ion binding. The record is from RefSeq and is a predicted model, not a curated record. Gene Ontology annotation, biological process: proteolysis; molting cycle, collagen and cuticulin-based cuticle. The transcript has 2 exons. NCBI's taxonomy places the organism in Eukaryota, Metazoa, Nematoda, Chromadorea, Rhabditida, Strongyloididae.